Messenger RNA from Diachasma alloeum, 3280 nucleotides. Its product is annotated as protein tramtrack, beta isoform. Bases 324 to 1673 code for a protein of 449 amino acids. Lineage: Eukaryota; Metazoa; Arthropoda; Insecta; Hymenoptera; Braconidae. Gene Ontology annotation, molecular function: protein binding. The record is from RefSeq and is a predicted model, not a curated record. Gene Ontology annotation, biological process: regulation of transcription by RNA polymerase II. The transcript is spliced from 7 exons. Gene Ontology annotation, cellular component: nucleus.
GUCCCCAGUCGUCCCCCUGCACUGAUAUCAGUCGCGACUCGAGCGAGGGAGCCACAACGUGUGCCCCUUGCGCUUACCGAAUACUCUGACUCCAGUGAGCUGGUGAAAACGCGAUUUGUUACAUCAAAAAUAUUUAUCGUACGUACUUCUUCAUUCCUCAGGUUGUGCCCUAAAGAGUUGAUUCAAGUGCUUGGAAUUAUACUCACCUACUCAUCUUUAAUAUUGAAGUGUAUCAAAAUAUCAGAGAAAUCGGACGAACGCCAGAGACUGCGACUCAUUGUUUUUCUUAACAUCGAAGGAUUGUUUUUCAAAUAGAAAGGAAAAUGGGGGAGAAGACGUUCAAUUUGACUUGGAACAAUCACCUGGCGAAUCUCUCUGGGCUGUUCGAGGGACUCUAUAAGAGUGGAUCUCUCACAGACACGACACUGUCUUGUCAGGGGGGUAUGCUACGUGCACACAGACUGGUUCUGGCAGCAUGUAGCCCUUAUUUCGAGAGGGUUUUCAAGGAGCAUUAUGGAGAACAGCCGAUUCUUAUUCUUAAAGGUGUUCCGAUCGAGGAAAUGGAGUGUCUCUUAGAUUUCAUGUAUCGGGGUUCCAUAAAUGUUGCUGAGGAGCACUUGCCGUCUCUGAUAAAAACUGCGACAGAUCUUGAAAUUCGCGGUCUCUCUGGAGACCAUCGAAGUGAAAGCAACAAUGUUUACUCUAGGGUUGAGUCGCGGGGUCAGGCGUGCCAGGUGGAGACUAGACUGCAUCAGAUGGAGUUCAGGAAAGCUCAUGCUAUUCCGUUCUUGUCGAAAUCGGGCUCUGGUAGUUCUGCAGUUAAUGAUGUCAAGCUGGAGGAGAUUGAAGUUGAGGAUGAUCCCAUGAUUAUGGAGGGACAUGAAGAAAGUUUUGAAGAACCCUUGCCAUUGGGGAAAGAGCAAAUUAGACACAUACCACCACCUAUGUUCACACGUCAAACUCGGUUUGACGGACAGAAACGUGGAGUUAGUCGUGUAAUGAAGGACAACGAAAAUAUGGAUAGGAGACAUCAGGAGAAUGACGAAGGUUAUGACAACGAAUCGGAGUGUAUGAAGUCUGAGGAGACAUUCAAUAGUAAUCAAGAUCCAACAGUGCCAGCUAUACAGAUGAAUGAAGACUCGAUGGAUCCAGGCAGAUCGAAUGGAAAUUCACCCCUCGAAGUAAAUAUGGAAGAAAUACCGAAAAGACCGGAAAUCAGAGACAAUACCGAUUCCAAUAAAACGGUAACCACCCCCGGAAGUACCUCGAAGGAUCGUAAAGCGCAGACAAAGAAUAAAGCACAGUAUAAACCGUUCCCAUGUGAUCUCUGUACUUUGGCGUUCACUCGAGCUUCUCACCUUGCACGACAUCGACGAGUUCACACUGGAGAGCGACCGUUUGCCUGCAGUCUUUGUCCACGUAUGUUUGCACGUCAAGACAAACUCAAACAGCACUUGGACUCUCACUUACAGUGGCCAAAACGGAAGGCACUUGGCCUUGGUGGAUCGCACCAGCAACAGCACCAGCAUACGUCAUCGAGUUUAAUUGGCAAAGGAAAACGUGGAAGGCCAAGAAAGGUUGCGAUGGGACACUCCGCAAUGGAAGAGAUUCUCAAAUUCGGAGAAUUCAGCUCACUCCUGAAUAAAUCAUCGUAUUCAGCCGAUAAAAAUUAAAGAACCACAGAUAUGAUCAUAAUUCAAGGGAGAAUGAAAUUGAAGACCCGCGAUCUGUCGGAAGAGAUGCUCAAGUUGACACUGGAGUGAACAUUGAAUAGACGAAUUGUUCGGGUACAAUUUGUGUUUUAUUUCUUCCUCUUCCACUGUGGUUACACCGAGAGGAAAUAAUGAGUACACUAAAAGCAUUUCUGGGGUUGAUCAAUGUACGUACCUGAAAUUUGUGCUGAUACGAAAAUCCGAUAUCCAAGGUCUCCCAAAAUUUCAGGGAAAUAUUGGUGACGAAAGGUCUAAUGAAAUCUCGAGUUAUUAAUUAAUAAGGUGUGGCCAAUCAACUUUUUUUUUCUAAUAGAGAAAUCAUACACCUAGAGAAAUAACACAUUCGUAUCAAAUGAGACUGUUUAUUUUGAAUUUUCCUAUUCAUUUCAGCGAAAUGUUUGUUGAAAAUAAAAUCUUAUAUUUAUUUUCAUAAAAAAUGCUCUAUUGUAUUCAAAUACACAAUUUGUUCAAUCCAAAGAAAGGAUUAUUACAAAGAGAUAUUUAAUUUCUAACUAAUAAAGUCUUUAUUUUUAUUUUUUUUAAUCACAAACACUGGUUGAUACUAGAAAACCUAUUUAUUUGAAGUGAAUGAAAACGAAAAUAAAAAUAAUGUUCAAACCUGAACAAAAGUUUUAUUGCAAGAUAUUUGGAUGAACCCAUUUAUUUGAUUUAAAUAAAGUUUAUUUGAUUCGGAUAAGCCAUUUCUCUGGAUGUAUCCUUCUUUCGAUUCUAGGCAUUGACCUAAAAGCAUUGAACGUUUAAUCGAUUCUGAUCAAUAACACAUACGUUAUAAUUAAUGCGUUAUAAUUAAUAACGCAUUAAUAAAACGGAGGAGAUAAACAUUUUGUCAGAGCUUUCUGAACUGUACUAAAAAGAUUUUCCUUGCGUUUUGGGACAUCCUGUAGUAUAUUGAAAUUCAAUCGAGCUCCAAAUAGUUCAUUGAAAAAAGCGAACUUGACCAAAAUCGUUUUGAGAAAGAGAAACAAGUGUUUCAAUCUCCAAAUGAACCAAAGAAACAUUAGUAAAUAUUUUGUCAUACGCCAUAACGUCAAGUACAAAUCUCCAAAUACUGAGAGAAAAUUACAUUGUUUGUAAGUGUGUGUGGCCGUGAGAAUAUAAGUAAUUUUUUUUCCAUCUCAUCCGUAGGGAACUAUCCCAUUUUUUUCUUUUUUUUUUCUGAAAUAUUGAGUUGAAUACUUUUUGUUUGAGAAUCGGUUCUUAUGAGUUAUAAAUCGUCCUCGGACGUUUGUUGUUGUUGUAAAAAUACAUUUUGUUGAUUAAAUACCAUUAUUGUUGCUUACGCAUUAAGUUACGGAUAUUAGUUGAUUAUGAAUCAUGAGAAAAACGUGCAAUUACACGAUUAGUGUCAUUACUUAGAACAUUUGUGUUUUAGAUUAAGAGAAUUGGGUGAGAGAGUGGAGAAAACUUAGCCGAAUUUUGGAGUUUUAAGGGUUGUCAUUGAUUGAUGUGCAAUUAUUGGUAAAUCGACGGAUUAUGAAUACGGAUGAAUUUCAUAUCGUAUUGUACAAUUGUGUAGUAUGUGUAAAUAAAUGAUUUAAAAAAACAGA